AAUAAGAACCGAGUGAAGGCGGCUUCCCUUCAGCUCAAGGCUGACGCGAGACACAAGGUGGAGGCGGCCUUCCUGAUUCCUCAAUCAGAAACACUCGAGGACUUGCGAGCCAACAAAUGCUCUAUGAGCCCCUUUUUAGGGUCUGCACCACCAACAGAACUCUUCGUCAACUUCACGCCCACCUUCUCGUCCUCGGUUAUCUCAGAGGGACACCCUUUCCGAGCAGUACACCCGAGUUUUAUCGUCUCUCUCCAGACCAACUUCAGACCACCUCUGUCUUAAGUGAAUCCCAAGUUCUCGCCAAUGCUUCCCUUUAUCCUCGUUCGAGUUGCCGAACUGGGCAAGUCAACAAGCUUGCUACCAAGCUUAUUAAUUCAUAUGCGAAGACCGGUGACAUUGCUUCUGCCAGAUUGGUCUUCGACACCAUUUGUCGUCCGGACGCAUUUCUUAAUGAUGUAAUGAUGAAGGGUUUUGUGUGGAAUGGGUGCUUUGAAGAUGCCAUUUUGCUCUGCGAUAGAAUGCUGGUUUCUCAGUUCGAACAUGGGAGCUUUACGUUCCCCUCCGUUCUCAAAGCUUGCGGUGGUUUGCACGAUGUCGAUAAGGGUAGAAAGGUGCAUGGAAGGAUUAUUAAGGGUGGAUUUGAAGCAGAUUGUGCAAUUCAAACUGCUCUCAUUCAUAUGUAUUCCCAGUGUGGCUUUGCAGAUGGUGCUUACCAAGUGUUUGUCAGAAUGUUCCAGAGGGAUGCAAUUUCGUGGGGUGCAAUGCUAUUGGGCUAUGCACAUAACGGUAGAUAUACUGAAUGUUUGGAAGUCUUUGUUCAGAUGAAUGCGGCAGCUGUCGAAGUUGACUCUGUGACGAUGGUUGGUAUAGCCCAAGCUUGUGCUGGCUUGGGUUGUUUGAAGCAGGGAAGGUCUGUUCAUGGAUAUAUAGUCCGAAGAGAAAUUGUGAUCACUGGGCCUUUGGAGAAUUCUCUUCUUGAUAUGUAUGGAAAAUGCGGUGAUUUAUAUUGCGCUUGUAAGUUGUUCAAUAAGAUGUCAAAGAAAGACGUUUAUGCGUGGACGAUGAUGAUCUCGUACUACAAUCAUUGCUUAUGUCCUCGUGAUGCUCUCGAGCUUUUCGUCCAGAUGCAACAAAAGCUUUUACCGAGUCCACAUUCUGUGACCCUGGUGGCUGUUCUCCAAUCAUGUUCUCAGGUAGGAAGCUUACGUGAAGGGAAGUCGGUUCAUGGUUUCAUCACCAGAAAAGGUUUAGAUUUCGAAAUUUUGUGCCCUGGCUUGAUUGACAUGUAUGUUUGUUGCAAGAGAUUAUCCGAUUGUUUCAAAGUUGUCAGAUGCACACAGCUAAAAUCAGUUGAAUUGUGCAAUUCAUUAAUCACUGUCUAUGUGCGCCAUGGAUUACCAGCCGAAGCUUUGGCGCUUUUCUACCAGAUGCACAGGGAUAAUGUCUCCCCUGAUUCAUUCACGCUAGCCAGUUCUUUGGCUGCUUGUGCAGAUUCCAGCAGUUACAUAACAGGGGCUUUAAUCCACAGCCAUGUUAUCAAAACUGGCUUCCAGUCAAAUGAAUUCAUUCAAAAUUCAAUAAUUGAUAUGUACUGCAAAAGUGGUUUUGUAGAUUUUGCAUAUACAGUAUUCAACGGGAUUUUGGAAAAGAGCACGAUAACAUGGAACACUAUGAUCUGUGGUUAUGCUCAAAAUGGGCAUGGGAUCGAGGCCAUCUCUCUUUUCGAUCACAUGUAUCUCAAUAGUGUCGCACUGGAAUCUGUGGCCUUUGUAAGUGCUGUCCAAGCAUGCAGUCUUCUUGGUUCUCUGACAAAGGGGAAGUGGAUUCAUCAUAAACUUAUUGUAUGUGGACUUCAUGAGGAUAAGUACUGCCAAACAGCUGUUCUUGACAUGUAUGCAAAGUGCGGAGAUAUACUGCUGGCUCGACAAGUAUUUAACAACAUCAGAGAAAGAAGUGUUGUUUCUUGGAGUGCCAUGAUCUCUGGCUAUGGAAUGCAUGGGCAUGUAGACGAUGCCACAUCUCUUUUCAAUGAAAUGAUGGACUCGGGGACUAAACCGAAUGGAGUCACUUUCAUAAGCCUCUUAGCUGCGUGCAGCCAUACAGGAAGAGUUGAGCAAGGUCAACAUUAUUUUGACAAGAUGACGAAAGAAUUCAGACUUGUUCCUAGUUCAGAUCAUUAUGCUUGCAUGAUUGAUCUCCUGAGUCGUGCAGGUCAUCUUGACAGGGCUUAUGCUUUCAUCAGGAAAAUGCCUAUGGAACCAACGGCAAGCACUUGGGGCGCACUUCUUACUGGUUGUCACAUUCAUGGUAGAAUAGAUCUAGUUGAUAUAUGUCGAGAAAAUAUUCUAAAUCUUGAACCGUGGAACUCAGGGUAUUAUGUCCAGUUAGCAAAUUUGUAUGCUAACGAACGAGAGUGGGAUCAAUUUGGAAAGAUCAGAUCAACUAUGAAAAGUGCAGGACUGAGAAAGGCGCCUGGGUUCAGCGUGGUUGAGUUGAAUAGCGGGAUUCACAAAUUUAAUGCAGGAGAUACAUCUCAUUCACAAUCAAAAGAAAUUCUUAGUUUCUUAAAGGUCCUUGAGAAUCUGGUGCACGAAGAAGGAAAAAUGCGAAAUAUGGGUACUCUUAUACAGGAGAUAGAGCAUUACAGGGAUACUAGAACUCACAGUGAGAGGCUGGCCAUUGCUUUUGGAAUCAUUAACACUAAACCAGGGACAACGAUCCGCGUCAUAAAAAAUCUUCGUGUCUGCAAUGAGUGCCAUGAUUUCACAAAGUUGGUUACCAAGAUUACAACUAGAAACAUCAUAAUGAAAGAUCUGAAUCGUUUCCAUCACUUCAGCAAUGGAAAUUGUUCUUGUGGGGAUUAUUGGUGAUGCGUAGGCAUAAAAAAAGUCUGUCAUGACGAAAAUGACUUUUGAUAUGUCCAACCAUGGAAGAAAACUCGGAAACGCAUGUAAGAGAGAGAAAGCAGCUAGCACAUCUUUAUGAAGUGAAACUAAGAGAUGGUGAUACUUCUAUGUGUGAGCUACAGCCUCAUUGCAGUCUCUAUUUGCUGAAAGAUCUCUCUUAAGACAGAAAUUUACUGGAACCUAAGCUGGAGGAGAAGGAUCCUUGAUCCUUCUAAUAGCAUAGACAAGGACGAAGAUGUAGCAUUGCACCUUCUGCAACCAAGGUGACUCUAGAUUCAAGAACUCCAACUAGGCAGACAUAAGGAAAGGGUUGCUCCACGCUAACAUUGCCAUCCAAGCGAGGUUGAUACGUGGAGGAACAUCUGUAUGUCAUAUCUGCAGUGGGCUAGUCUCUUCUGAAGAGCUUUGCCUGUCAAUAUGUCAGAUUUUAUGUUAAAUAUGGACUUCAGAAUUUGGCCAGCAAUAGAGUUGCGCCUUCAUCUGUGAAGAAUGCUGCUCCAUUUUCAAUAGAUUCCCAUCCAAAGAGUUCCAUCCGAAUGUGAACAAUCAUAUUUUUAAAAGCAUAGGAAAAUACUCAGAUGAAUUGGUCAUAAAUACAUCCAAUUUUGAAAUUAGCAUGUGUCUAACAGAGGAUUCAUUCUUGUUGCUUGUUUCACUUUCUGUGGGUAGAAAAGCAUGUGCUGUCUGCAAGGCUGUGGUGUGGUGCCUUCUUCAGAUGGUUUCGCUGGUUGCGUGCUGUAAGACCCUUUCUGUGAUGAGUUCAUUUCCUCGAAGAUGCAGGAGGAUUUUGUUUGAGGAAACUUUGUUGAUGUCUCAUCUAACUUGUGGGUGGAAGUACAUAUAACCAGUGUUUAUGUUAGAUUGAUCAUUAACCACAUGUCUGGUUCAUGUUUCAGGUUGGUUCUACUCCGCUCUGUUAAUGAACUUGAUCUUGGCUGCAAAUGCUUGUUAUCCAAUUUGUGAAGUUUAUUGAUCUGACUGGAAGUUGCCACUGUUGAAGCGUGGUUCAUGACCAUUUGCCACAAAUAACCCAUUCAAAUCAGGGGAGGAAUAUUAAAGUUCAGCCACUACUUCAAGUGUAAUAAGGAUAAUUUGCAUGUCUAAAGAAGAACCUCUAAGCUUGCCUGCAACAACUCUGGGAACAUGUGCAAUAGAGCUAAUGCAUGUAAAUGAAUGACAAUGUGCGUCACCUUGAAGACUGAUACGGGUCCAACAGUGCGUCAAGAUUUGCACGAGGAAAUCACCAUGUUAGUUUUUAUUAGAAAUAUUGAAGUCUGUAAAUUUGAACUUAGUUGGCUUGUAUAUUAAUUUACUAUUCCAUUGUGUAUGUUUGAUUUUUCGUUUUCAUGAUGGGUGUGCCAUUCUCUUGUAGCAAGCGAAGCUGGCGACGCAUUUUUGAUGAAUUGGGGGAAGCUUCAGGGGCUAUACUCUUGGUAUUAGAUGCUUGCCAAUAUGACGCCUUUAUAUUUGAGUCU
Messenger RNA from Nymphaea colorata (pocket water lily), 4381 nucleotides. Its product is annotated as putative pentatricopeptide repeat-containing protein At1g69350, mitochondrial. NCBI's taxonomy places the organism in Eukaryota, Viridiplantae, Streptophyta, Magnoliopsida, Nymphaeales, Nymphaeaceae. Gene Ontology annotation, molecular function: RNA binding; zinc ion binding; protein binding. The coding region runs from base 117 to 2870 and encodes 917 amino acids. The record is from RefSeq and is a predicted model, not a curated record. Gene Ontology annotation, biological process: RNA modification. The transcript has 6 exons.